This is a messenger RNA of Papilio machaon (common yellow swallowtail), 2499 nucleotides long. RefSeq names its product centromere/kinetochore protein zw10 homolog (gene Zw10). The record is from RefSeq and is a predicted model, not a curated record. Gene Ontology annotation, cellular component: RZZ complex. NCBI's taxonomy places the organism in Eukaryota, Metazoa, Arthropoda, Insecta, Lepidoptera, Papilionidae. The coding region runs from base 1 to 2499 and encodes 832 amino acids. Gene Ontology annotation, biological process: mitotic spindle assembly checkpoint signaling; endoplasmic reticulum to Golgi vesicle-mediated transport. The transcript has 7 exons.
AUGACAGAUAAAGAAGAUGCUACCAAACAACCCGAAAACCAACCACUAGAUGACGAAGCUCUUGAAAAAUUAGCCGUAGAAGAAUUACUUCGAGAGGCAGUACAAGGAGCAGCUCGAGCAGAAAUAGUGGGACCUUCUGGAUGGGUAAAGAGCAUACUGUCAGCUCAAAUAAAUACUACAGCUCACGAAGCAGUCACAGAAGUUCUUAUAGAUCUUAUAGUAAGUCACCAAAAAGAGAUCACAGAUCAGAUACAUCAAUUAAAAAAGAUAAAUAUAGAAAAAAAUAUUAAAAUGGCAGAUUAUGACAUAAAUAGCAUUUUACAUACACGCAUAAUUGAUGUUGACGAAUCUAAAUGGAAACCAUCUGAUAAGAUACCUCUGAUAAAUAAAGAAAUAGAACAAGUCAAAGCUGAAAUGAAAACAUUCCUACAAAACAGUGAUUUUGAUGUUGCAUCAAUUUUACGUGAAGGUAAAGAACUCAUAAUUGAAAGCAAGUCCCUUAUGUUGGAAAUGGAAGGAUGUAAAAACCAGAUAGAAGAAGAAACUCUAAAAGAGAUUAAGAAUUCAAUGGAAAACCAUGACAUCAUUGGUAAAGAAUUGGAAUGCGUCAACUUUUCUUUGAAUAUACUGAAUGAUGUACUGCAAAUAGGAAAUUUUGUCAAAGAGUUUGAUGUUGGUAGAGAAUUCCAGAGUUUUGUCAAGGCUGUAGAGGCCGUGUCGGAUCUCUUAAAGUACAUUGAAGAGCCAGCAGAAGGUGUGCAAGACCUACUUCUGUUUGAAAGUACAAAAAAUACAGCCCAUUUGAUUCUAGACAAUUUAAUUCAUGACAUGUUUGAGGAGUGGGACAGAAUGAUUGUAUAUUCUAGUGAACCAGGUCCUGAAUCAACUAUAAUUAAACUUAAUCUUACAUUAGAUAAAACACUAUCUACUUUGGAUGUUUUAAAAGGAUUAGAUAGAUGUGGUAAACUGCUAGACAAAGUCACACAACUUGCACAGUUUAUUCUGUCUGAAAUAUUAAUACCUAUAAUUCAUUAUGAUUGUACUGUGUUUGCUGAACCAGAUCAACUGAUGACGGUUACAAUAACCUACAGAGACAACUACAAACCACCGUAUUACGAUGUUAUCACAAACUUACGAUUGCUGUUUCAUUAUCUAAGCAACAGAUUGAAUAUUGUUAUUAAUAGCGUAGGUGAACCUAUUAUUACUAUGGUAGGCAGGUUAAUAAGCGAAGAAUUCAGAGAUAUUCUAGUCAAAGAUUGUUUAAUUGAUACUAUACCAAAUAAUAUAAAUGAUCUACAAAUAUACGGUAAGAUUACUGGUGAAAUAGAAGAUUUCCAACGUUUUUUAUAUAUGGUGAAAUUUUCCCAUGAUGAAGAUUUCACAAUACUGAACUAUAUUAAUAAUAUUGAUGUUUUAUUUGCUGCUAAGUCGAGCCAACACUUCUUAGAGAAAGCUAGAUCUAUUAUGAUUAAAGAUUUAAGUGCAUCAAUGUCUAUAGGAGUUGAGAAUAUUCCAGUGAAUUCAAAAGAUGUUGAAAAUAGUGAAGAUGAGAUGAUUGAGCAAGGAUUAGAUGUACUUCAUCAGACUAUUCCGAAAAGUCUUUUCUACUUCCCAAGGUGCAUGAUAUCGAAAUCAGCUCAGGAGUUACUGGAUCUGGUGUAUGUUGUGAUGGAGCAGGCGGUGCAAUGCUCAGAUGUUGUCAGCAAGAAGUUGUACAACACUGCGCGGUUAAUAUUUGAACUUUAUGAUGCAGUUGUUCCGUACCACCAUGAAAAUUUCCUACAGAAUAUCCCACAGUAUGUUGCAUUGUUCCACAACAACUGUAUGUACUUGGCGCACAAUCUGCAGACAUUUGGUGACAAGUGGCUGACCUUGAUGGAGGGUCGUGAGGUGGGCUAUGCUAUAGGGUUUGUGGACCUGGUGCCCAAGUUGCGCGAGCUCGGUUUCCGGCACCUCGCCGUGCACAUGCAGCAGCAAAGGAAACAGAUACUCGAUAAUAUACGCACUUCCGAUUUGAACUGCAUUGUAGUGAAAGAUGUGCUCGAUGAUAACGCCGAAGCGGCCAUCAGACAAUGUCUGAGGCAAUUGCAUCUCCUUAAAAAUGUAUGGAUUGGAGUUUUUCCUAGUAAUGUCUUCAUCAGGUUGAUGGCAACACUGAUAAAUAUGUUUAUUGACGAGUUGAUCCACCGUGUGUGUACUGUCGAGGACAUCUCUAUGGAAAUGGCGGCGCAGCUAAAUGAAAUGUACACCCUUGUUGUGCAGAAAGUACCACAAUUGUUUCCAGAUGGAACAGACGUAAAUGUUUACGUUAAGUCGUGGAUAAAACUCCAAGAACUCGUGUUCGUUCUGGGAGGAUCUCUAAGAGAUAUUGACCUGCAUUGGGACGAUGGUGCUGGACCUCUUGCCAAGCAUUUUACUACUGACGAACUAAGAAGUCUUAUAAAAGCGCUAUUUCAAAAUACACAAUUUCGCGCUAAUUUACUAUCUAAAAUUAAGUAA